AUGAGCUGGUUCCCCCGGCCGGCGGCCCUGACCGCCAUGUUCGGCGCGUCCUCCCUCUCCGCUGUCCUCCGUCGAGCCGGCGGCCUGUUUGCCCUUUUCCGGCCACUGCUCGGGUUCCGCCAGCGGGGCCUGCCAGCCGGAUCCAGACGCCCAGCCCGCCCGGCGGUCUGUGCUCAGGAGAUCCUCCAACGCCUGCCCACCAAGGCCCUUGCCGAGCGCUUCAAAGCCGCCGGGCUGCUGAUCCUGGUCGACGCUCCGGACGCCAGCGACCCGGGCCCCCUGACGGCGGACUUCGCCCAGGCUUCGGGGUCUCUGUUCUUUGUGCAGGAGCUCCGCCGCGGGCAGGUGUCCAUGACAGUUCCCGGGGGCAAGCGCGAGACCUUCGACACGGUGGAGCAUCUGUCGGCCGCGAUUUUCGGCCAGACGACGGCCUGCUUGGCCGGCAUGCCGGGCUGCACUUCCAGGGCCCCCUGCUCGGUGUGUGCCGAGUGCGAGGUGUACACCGAGGGCGGGCGCUUCACGCCGCUGGCCACGGCCCUGCGCGAGCUACAUGAGGAAGGGCAUGGCCGCCUGAGUGGGGAUGCCGUGCAGCAGCUGUUCCGCCACAUUGUCUUCGACCCCGUGCCAAGUCCCUUUUUCUACUUUGAGCAGGCGAAAUAUGUGCUCUUUUGUGCACGCAUCAACGCCACCGGGGCUGAGGCACUCCGGGCAAGCUUGGCCCAGAUCCCGUCCCUCAGCUCGGGGGGGCCCGCCGGGCAAGCGCCCGAGCAUCUGGACCCGAUCGUGCGCGUCCCGACCAACGCACUGCACGACCCCAGCAUCCUGCAGCAAAUCCCGACCUUCUCGCGGCACUUUUUCAACGCACAGGGCGUGCGGAAGUUCCUGGGGGUCGCCCCUUGCCCGCCGCGCCCACCGCGUUCCCCGCGCCAGGCCACCCCCCCUCCUCAGUAA
Molecule: messenger RNA, 951 nt
Organism: Fonticula alba
Lineage: Eukaryota; Rotosphaerida; Fonticulaceae
Exons: 5
Coding region: 1-951 (316 amino acids)
Source: RefSeq, a predicted model, not a curated record